GGCUGAAUAUAUAUUUUCUUUUGGAAACUUCUAGGGGGUAACGUUAUUGGGUAAUAUUUAAAAUAUAAGCUCUAGUUUUUAAACACAACUACUGACCACUACUGACGACAGAUUCAGAGUCCCAAUGUGAUAUUUUUCAUAACAACUAAGCUGAAGGAUGAAGAAGAAUGGGGGAAAUGAAGACGUCAUCCUGCGGCCCACAAUUGAGUGGACAAGCAACAAGCCGGAUUCCAUCAAUCAUGAAUAUGUGGAGUAUGGACUGAGGGAGGCUGUGCGCUCAGUUUUUGGGGAGUUUGGCGCGUGCUCGCCGCUCUCCGUUACUUCCUACGACGUCUCGGCGGGCCGGUCUAUCGUCUCCGUGCCGGCGGACUUCGCACGCCGCGUGGCUGCCGCCCUCACCCUGGCCACCGAGCUGCUGGGCUCGCCCUGUGUCAUCCACGUGCACGGCGAGUCGCCCCACCAGCCGACGUCGAGACGGUACUUCGCCUGAAGGUGGCGCUAGCUGUAACCUGUGAUACGCCCGGCUCGGUGAUGGCACACCGAUCGGCGAGGUGGCGGUGCCAUGUCCGGCCCAGGAAACCCACAGAGGUGCGGUGAUGGUCGGUAGUGUGACAAGUGCGUCCUCUGAGCCGCCGGGGUUCACACCAGACCCGAUAGUGGCCUGCUGCGCUCCGACGGCGAUCGGCAGUCACCAAGUGACCGUUCACACGUGACUGAUGUGAUACGGCGGACUGCUGGACACCAUAUGCCAGGUGGGAAUGUCGCUCACACAGAUCGUGACUCAUCGCAACAUGUGUUGAAUCGAGGUGACGGAACACGAUAAUUUCACACCAUCAUUACUGCUUUUCAGCAUUUAGAUGUUUCAUUCAUGUACCUAUGUUGAUAUGCCAAUAUAUUUAAUGCUCUGAA
This is a messenger RNA of Amphibalanus amphitrite, 909 nucleotides long. RefSeq lists its product as uncharacterized. Lineage: Eukaryota; Metazoa; Arthropoda; Thecostraca; Balanomorpha; Balanidae. Gene Ontology annotation, cellular component: ribonuclease P complex. The record is from RefSeq and is a predicted model, not a curated record. Gene Ontology annotation, biological process: tRNA 5'-leader removal. The transcript has 3 exons. The coding region runs from base 158 to 490 and encodes 110 amino acids.